Messenger RNA from Piliocolobus tephrosceles (Ugandan red Colobus), 2285 nucleotides. RefSeq names its product F-box protein 47 (gene FBXO47). The record is from RefSeq and is a predicted model, not a curated record. Lineage: Eukaryota; Metazoa; Chordata; Mammalia; Primates; Cercopithecidae. Bases 201 to 1559 code for a protein of 452 amino acids. The transcript is spliced from 11 exons. Gene Ontology annotation, molecular function: protein binding.
GGGCAGGGCUGCAGCUCCGGAGCCUACGGGAGUCUGACCUUCCCGUUUCCUGGCGGGAAGAUCUUGAGGAGAUAUUUUCUUUUCUAAACACUAAGAAAUUUGAGGAUGGUGGGGCAGAACGACUAAGUGCCACUUUCCUGUGACUCUGUAGCCGGAAAAGUGUCAAAAUCUGUGGAUAAAUUUAUGAGACAAGAAGAAGAAUGGCAUCCAGAAUAAAUACCAAUUUCACUUUGAUUCCCAACCGGAAACUUAGACGUAGUAAUCGUCAAACCAGCUGUUAUUCCAAGACCCUUGGCUCAGGCUUUCAACCCAUAUCAACAUUUGGAAAUUUUAAAGCCUUACCAUUGGAAAUAUUCCAGAUAAUUUUAAAAUAUUUGUCAGUGAAGGAUAUCAGCAUGCUAAGCAUGGUGUCCAAAACAGUCAGCCAACACAUUAUUAAUUAUAUCUCAACCUCAUCAGGAAGCAAAAGACUUUUACUACAGGACUUUCAUAACCUUGAACUGCCUGACAGGAGACAAGACUCUGCUAUACUGGAGCACUACAGAUCUCUAGGUCUACUGUUUAAAAGAUGCACAUUGCUGCUACCCACCAAGGAAAGGCUAAAGUACAUUCACAAGAUACUCACAGAAGUUUCCUGCUUUAAAUUCAAUGGCUGUGCAGCUCCUAUGCAGUGUUUAGGAUUAACAUGUUACGGCAUGUUUUUACAGACCUUAACAGCAGGUUGGGAUGAACUUGAGUGCCAUCGCGUUUAUAAUUUCUUAUGCGAACUGACUAAUCUCUGCCGCAAGAUGCAAAUGGCUGUCUGCAGCAAACCAGGAAGUGCCCGAAAACUUGAGUUAAGGAUCAGACUCUUCUGUAGGAAUGUGCUCCUUGAUCAUUGGACACAUCAAAGUGAUUCUGCUUUUUGGUUGACACGAAUAUUAAAACCAUGGCCAAUGGUGAAUCAGGCAAGAUUACUGUAUAUCAUCUUUGGGCCAAUAUCUCCUCAAGAUGGACAGGUGGUUUGGCAGAAAAUGAUAGAAGAACCUACAGAUGAAUUCAGUCUGAAAGGUUUGGCUGAUGCCAUUAAGUUACUAUAUGACGCUAGCACUAAAGAGUGGACAGCAGAUGAUGUUAUCAGUCUUGUAGAUGAACUAUCAGUGGUUCCCCGUGAGUGGCUUCUAGAGAAUAAUGCACGUCUCCUAAUGCUAAGUGGAAACAACAUCUGUUUCACUUUCAUGGCUAGUAAAGCUGUGAAUGGACGGACCAUUGAACUGGCAAGGCUCAUAGUCUUUUUGGCUUUGGUGUGCGAGAAAGAACUAUAUUGCAUGGAUUGGACAGUUAAAAUGAUGCAAAAAGUCUGCAAAGUCUUUAGCACUCCAGUGGAAAGAAAUAACUUCCUGCAGAAUGUGGCAAAUGCAUUUGCAUGUGUUAUAAUGGAAAUGCUGCAAUCAAUUAUGUCUGGAGACCGUGAUGAAGAUGACAGAAGCUUUCUGAAUUUGUUCCAUCUUGUACAUGCUCAGGCUAACUUCCAUAAAGAGGUCCUGUAUUUGACCAUGAAUACUUCUCUGUCUGCCUAAAUCCUCAAAAAGCCUUGCCUUUAGAGAACCUCACUGAACUAAUGAUUAGAGGAAUGGUACUUUUUCACUCAAAAAAUAGCAUCCAUGGGACUUUUUAUCAUCUAAGUAAGCUAAGAAUUCAAAAGCUGGAUAGAAUUUUAGAAGCAACUACUUACAUCGUUAUUAAUAUAAAAAUAACAGGCAAACUCAAGAAUGAACUGAGAUUUCUCUGGAAAACAAGCUCUGCCUCUCCAGGUUUUAGUCAACCUAACACCAAACCAAAAUAGAAUGUUAACUGUUCAAGAAUCUGGGACCGGCCAACCUGUAUGUGUGGAUUUUUGAAGCAAGAGAAAAUUCCAUUUUAUAGUUAGACCCAAAUUCACUAAAUAGUAUGUGUGUUCACUUUGUUUAAGUUGUAUAGACAUAGCCCAGAAUGUUUUGUGAAGAUUUGCAAUAUGGUGUUUUGGAAUGUGUAGAAUAUAAAUCACAGUUUUUACUACCUUCUUGGCAUAUGCUUACAAAGAACAUUAUAUUUUGUUCAUGUUUUACAUGAACUAACGGAUAAAAAAGCAUACAUAUAUGUCUGUGUGUGUGUAUAUAUAUAUAUAUAGAGAGAGAGACAGACAUAUAUUUCCUUCUGUAAGAUAAUCAUACAAAAGGUCUAUACAUACAGGAAGGUGUAUAUUGUCUCAAUACAAUCAAAUCUUUUACUGGGGAUUCAAAUAAAAUAUAGCAAAUAAGAGAAAA